CAAAAAAUCAGUCACAAUUUGUCCGGUGUCAUCAGCUGAAUACGAUUUAAAAUCAUAAUAAAAAAACAGAGUUUACUAAGUUUUGCAAUGAAAGAACUACAAAUAACAACAGGAUGUCUCCUGCUUAUGGUAGCCGUUAUCGGCAAAACUUCAGCUAUCUAUAGCAUGAGUGAGACUUGUGAAUAUACCCCCGAUGGUUUUAUUGCCGAUCCAAAUUCUUGUCAAAGCUAUGGCUAUUGUAAAAAUAAUCAGUUAGUGGGUACUGGUAAAUGUCCCGAUGGCUAUCUGUAUAAUCAUAAACUGGGUAUUUGCGAUAGUCCCGCAAAUGUUAAAUGCAUUUUCGAUAGUAAGAAUGCUUGCUUGAAUGCAACUGAUAACACCUUUGUGGCUGAUCCAACCAAUUGUAAUGGUUAUUGCUAUUGUUCUAAUAAAAAAGCCUCUUGCACAACUUGUCCCGAAUUCCAGCUCUUUGAUAGUAAAAAUAUUAAAUGUGUAUAUGCUUUCGAAAAGCCUGAAUGUACUGCUGAUUCGAUUUGCCGUUUGGUACCCAAUGCAGUAUUUGUUGGUAAUCCUAAUAAUUGUGGGGGAUACAUUAGUUGCCUCGAUGGUAAAGGUACUGAAGGUACAUGUACAGAUGGUUACUUUAAUAAACAACUUGGUGGGUGUCAAAAAACCAAUCCUUGUUUAGCUUCUAGUCCUAAUCCAGACAUUGGUCUGGGUGUUAUAGAGAACUUAGCUGACAACAAUUUUGUAUGUCAAGUUAAUGCGGGUAACCCUACUGAAGAAAAUCCAAUAUAUUAUCCUGAUGGCCAAACUUGUAUGGGUUAUUACAAAUGUACAUCUAAAAAUGGACCCGGCAUUUGGGGCAAAUGUCCAAAGGGUUUACAUUUUAAUAAUGGAAAAUGUGUUACCCCCUUUACAUUCGCAUGUACUUUUGACCGUUGUGGUAAUUUGAAUCGGGAAUUUGUUGGCGCUAUUGACACAGAAUGUAAAAAUUACUUAAUUUGUAAAAAUGAAACUUCACAAGGAAUGGCAUAUAAUUAUGGAGGAUAUAUUGGUUUACCAUGCACUGAUAAAAAUUACCCAUUCUUUAACGAAGUUUCUGGAACAUGUGAGAAAACAUCACCCAAAUCCGUAACUUAUAAACUUUGUGUAUGAGUCCUGCGACAUAAACCAAACAUCUUAAUAUUUAUUUUAUAAAACAAAUGUUAUUGAAAAAAAAACACAAAAAAAACAAUAAUAAAAAUCUAACAAUAACUUCACACUGCUAAUUUAAUUUGAAUUUUUUUUUUACUUAAUUAUCGUUUAUCUCCUAAAAGGUAGUAGAUGUCUUUUUCUACUACUAAAUAUCACAAGUAAUCGCAUACAUAUUUAUGUAUCUAAAAUAAAAUUUUAUUAAAA
This is a messenger RNA of Lucilia cuprina (Australian sheep blowfly), 1401 nucleotides long. Its product is annotated as peritrophin-44-like. Lineage: Eukaryota; Metazoa; Arthropoda; Insecta; Diptera; Calliphoridae. The record is from RefSeq and is a predicted model, not a curated record. The transcript has 2 exons. Gene Ontology annotation, cellular component: extracellular region. The coding region runs from base 88 to 1158 and encodes 356 amino acids. Gene Ontology annotation, molecular function: chitin binding.